This is a messenger RNA of Tachysurus vachellii, 1856 nucleotides long. Its product is annotated as type 1 phosphatidylinositol 4,5-bisphosphate 4-phosphatase-like. The coding region runs from base 180 to 920 and encodes 246 amino acids. Lineage: Eukaryota; Metazoa; Chordata; Actinopteri; Siluriformes; Bagridae. Gene Ontology annotation, molecular function: phosphatidylinositol-4,5-bisphosphate 4-phosphatase activity. The transcript has 7 exons. Gene Ontology annotation, cellular component: late endosome membrane; plasma membrane; phagocytic vesicle membrane. Gene Ontology annotation, biological process: phosphatidylinositol dephosphorylation. The record is from RefSeq and is a predicted model, not a curated record.
UUUCUGAAACAUUUCUCAAAUAUCGGAGACCUCACCUUUAAUUGCUGUAAUCUGUAAUCUGUAAUCUGAGAUGACGCACGAAGCCACGCCCACUUCCCUUCUCAUGUCCAGCUCCAUGGUGAAGGACUGAAGACUUUUCUGAUGUUUUCUCUCCGUUUCAGCUGUAAAUAUCAGUGAACAUGGCGGAUAAAGCAGAAGAAUCUCCUCUGCUGUGUGCAGAGACGAGUGAAGCUGAACUUUACACGUCCGUCACGUCAGAACAUGUCCCGUCUGCUCCACCAUAUCAGGGAGAGGCUCCUCCUCCAUACUGGGCGGUGCCCGUUGUUGGCUCCGCCUCCCUGUGUUGUGGUGUGUGUGGAGCUCAGAUUGCACUGAACUCUAACAGCAGCCAGUAUAUAGUGAAGUGUGGAGUUUGUCAGGAGGCCACGCCCUUGAGGAGUCCCCCUGUAGGAAAGAGGUUUGUUCGCUGUCCAUGUCAUUGUCUCCUGAUCUGUAAAAUCUCCUCCAAGCGAGUGGCGUGUCCUCGUCCUCAGUGUAAGAGACUGAUUGAGCUGACGGAUCUGAACACUGCUGUGGUGCAGUGUUAUGGGACACGAGCCAUCUGUGGCCACUGCAGACAAACCUUUCUGGUCCCUGGAUCAGGAGAAAAGCAGCGUGUUCGAUGUCCUCACUGCCAUGACGUGAGCUUUAUUGGACAGCGCUAUGCCAUGAAGCGCUGCAUUUACUCCUCGCUGUUGGCCGUCUUCUUCGCCGUCAUCGCUGGAGGACUAAUCGCUGCCACAGUGGAGGAGGCGAGGGAUUACAACGCCGUCUACGCCCUCUGGACUUUUUUGCUUCUGUUGUGUGUGGGUUGUGUGUGUGGGGCCGUGUAUUGGGCUCGGGUUAAAAUCAGUACUCCUCUGCAGAGUCAAUCUGUGUGAACCUCCAUACUUCCAUUCUCUGUGUCCAGGACGUACCAUCGCUAUCGCUAAUCAGGUGUUAGCCUUCAUCUCACAGCUCUGUACUGAAAUAACAGAAUUUAUUCAUUACACUUCAUCGGUGUAUCGGUCUAAUUACUCGACAGUUUGGAUGAUCAUGUGUAAUAUUUUAAACAAGAAUAAAAUGAUUAAAUAAAUAGUUUAUAGAGUGGGGUCGAAAUGAGGGGGAGAGGGGGGGUUAAUUUUUUAAAAAUGAAAUGCAAUAAAAUUAAAUAAAUAAAAAGAACAAGAUAAAAUAAGUUAGAAUGCUCUUGGCUGUGCUAAACUAAUAAAAAACAUAGUGUAUUAACCAGAGUGGACGAUUAACACUUCCGAUCUUAUAAAUCUAAAGGUUUAUAAUGUGCAAAUAAAUGUAAAAAUAACACCUCUGCAGCUACACGCUAAUAAUCUAGAUGCUAGAACACUGAGUUGCUGAGGUACUUUAAUGCAAUUUAAUGUCAUUUCUGAGGUAAUUGUUUUUAAAUCAAGCUGCUAAAAUUUAUAUAAAUAAAUCUGCUGAGAGGUUUUGUGUGUUAAACAUGAAUAUAUAUCUGUGCAACAAUAAUAAAGUGAUGAUUCUUAAAUUGUAACCGUGUUUAAUCUGUGUUAAUCUCAUUUUUAUCUUGAUGUCUUCUGCCUGUGAGAGUUUUAUGUAUUUAUGAAUUGGAAACCGAAGCAGGAGGAAGUUAGAUUUAAACCCUGACCGCACAGGAAGGAGGAUUUGCUGCUGCUCUGUUGGAUGUAAAAGAGUCGAUUCUUUCUUUUACAGUAAACACUGAGAGCUGACUGGAGACGUGUGAACGUUUUUGUUUGGAAUGUUUGUUUCUCCUACAGUGUAAUAUAGAAAAAUACUUUAAUGGAAAUGUCUUUUCAGUAUUUGAGUAAAUGUACUUGACUACC